Molecule: messenger RNA, 2992 nt
Organism: Daldinia caldariorum
Lineage: Eukaryota; Fungi; Ascomycota; Sordariomycetes; Xylariales; Hypoxylaceae
Product: 3',5'-cyclic-nucleotide phosphodiesterase regA
Exons: 4
Coding region: 364-2904 (846 amino acids)
Biological process (GO): signal transduction
Molecular function (GO): 3',5'-cyclic-nucleotide phosphodiesterase activity
Source: RefSeq, a predicted model, not a curated record
UCCCAUAACCAAUAAAUAUACCACACCCCGAACUUGAUCGCAUGCGCCUUUCGCCUUUUGGACCUUUUGGAUGGUUGCUUCUGAGGUGUCACCUAAUUUGAGUGGCUGGCUUGUCGAGGAAUUCUCGAGUCCCGAGUACAACUUUCGCGCGUCGACUAUCCAUAUUCCCGUCGCACUUAACGAUAUACUGAAAUAUUUGUGGGCUAAGACAAUAUUUAUACUUCAUUGGCAACCCAAUUGAUCACUUCUCACCAUUUAAUUGCUUGCUUUUACGGCUAGUCACACUUGCGACGACAAUUGCGACUCCAGGUUACCCUGGCGGAAGUGCUCCGGUCUCCAGACUGGAUGCCAUAGCCCGCCGUGAUGGAUAGCACAACUUGUAAUGUGAUCUACGUGGAUCGUAACGUGCUCGAGGACCGGUCACUAAGAUCCGAGAGCACGGAACUGCACGAAUCUGGAGAGCUUAGGAAGAAUUUGGGGCUUCUAUUAGAUGCCUUCGGCGAUGUGCAUGUGUGCGCAAGCGGUUCUGCUUGUAUAUCCAAGCUAUUCCACUUGCAAGAUACCUCCAUGGUAGGGCUAAAACCGACUCUUGUAUUAAUUGACACGCCGUAUGAUGAACAAGUGCUGGACCCGUUACCACCCGAACGAGACCAUUCUCCUUUCUCCGAGUCCGAGCAGGGCGAGCAGAAAAACGGACAGCUGGAUGAAGAGCUGUACGGAUUAAGACUGCUUGAGCGAAUCGUUUACGAGACCCAUCUAAGAAGCCUCUCAAAAUUAGUCGUGCCCAUUCCCGUCAUCAGCUUUCCCUCACUACGAACCCCUCCAGCGAACGAUGGUACAAACGAUGAUCCUCCGCAGCCAGCUUAUGCAGACUACCUCUCAGAAGUACCCGGUGCGACUGGCAAAUCAUUAACAAAUCGCGCCCUACUAAGAAAGUGCAUUGACUCUGGUGCGGUGGAUGUAAUGGCUAGCCCCUUGCAUUUCAAAACGUUAACGACUCUCGAAGUUCAUGCAUACCGGGCGCACAAAGAAGCUGCCAGGGAACAGCAGGCAGCGUUGGAGGUUCGGAGGGGUCGUAAACGGUCUUGGGUAGGUGUGCAUGAGGAGCAGCCUUACUCGUACCUGAGAGAGGCUAUGGUAUCGGGGUUAAUGAGAGGGAUUUGUCAUUCCGACGAGGACCCUGAACAUCGCAUUGGCAACGUCAAGGUUAAUGUUCCAUCUGACGAACAAUCUCAAAUUGCUAAGGCUAUCGGGAAAUGGCAUUUCUCCGCUCAUGAUUUCUGUGACGACUCUCUUCUUAUCGCGGCCAUUCUAAUGUUCAAACACGCCUUUUCCAUGCCGGAACUUGAACAUUGGCGACUAUCAACAGAGCAGUUGACCACUUUUCUCGUUGCAACACGAGCUGCAUAUAACACUUUCGUACCGUAUCAUAACUUUCGUCACGCGGUCGAUGUUCUCCAGGCGACCUUCAAUUUUCUUGUUCAAAUCGGGGCAUUGCCGCCAUAUCCCUCCCGGCUCAGGUCUUCAGCCGGGUCAAUCAAGAAAUAUCCACUUGUGACUUUAAUCGGGCCUUUCGAGGCAUUAGCUCUUCUCGUAGGAGCGAUCGGCCACGACGUUGGUCAUCCUGGUGUAAAUAAUGGCUUUUUAACCGUACUUAAUGCGCCCCUGGCACAGUUAUACAAUGACCGGUCUGUUCUCGAAUCUUUCCAUUGCGCGGCUUAUUCACAAAUUCUACGAAGAUAUUGGCCUAAAGUCUUCGAAGAUACAAAAAUGCGCACUCUUAUGACCAGCUCGAUCUUGGCAACAGAUAUGGGUGUGCACUUCGAUUACAUGACCAAGCUUGAGAACCUCGAAACGGAGCUGAAAAAUGGUCCAAUUGAGAAUUGGAGCGGGAAAACUAUUGAGAAACAGACCACGCUUAUAUGUUGCCUGAUCAUAAAGUGCGCCGACAUCAGUAAUGUUGCACGAAAGUAUGAGGCAGCACUCCAAUGGAUGUAUAUCCUUUGUGAUGAAUUUUCGCGGCAAGCAACGAUGGAGAAUGAUAUCGGCAUUGAAUCGUCCCUCAUCUCGCGUCCUAAGAAGGAUUUCUUGUCGCUGGCUCAGGCCCAAAUAAAAUUCAUGGAAAUAUUCGCUAUUCCUUUGUUUCGGGGGAUCGCCGGUGUGCUGCCUACGAUGCAGUACACCGUAGACGAACUGGAAACAAAUAGGGCGCUAUUUGAGAAGACCGUGCAACAGAUUCCGCGGAUGGAAGAGGAACAACGGAGAAUAUUUACAGAAGGUGUCCUUUCGUCUCAUGCUUUAGGACUAGCCAUCCAUGCAGAAGGCGUCGAAAACUUCCGAAGAGACCCUAGAAAGCGCAAUUUAGUCUCGAACCAUACUGAAAUGAAGAAGGCAGGCAAAUCUCCUCCCGACCAGCUCUAUGAUGUCGCCUAUGUUCGAGAAGGAUACAAAGAAAUGAACGGAAUUCCAGUCGGGUUCGACAACGAUCCGUUCAGCAGUAACGAAUCGGACAUUCGAGUAGCUGGAUAUCAGGGCAAACAGCGUUGUAGCGAGACAACGGAUGGGAGCAAUUCAGUGCCUCCCGGGGAUUGGCAGUCGCAAGCUACCAGUGCUACUACAGGCAAAAUGCCACUCUCGCCAAGCACUCAAGGGACGAGCAUUGUCAGUCAAGAAUCUAUCGAGCGUCCUGGAAGCGUCCCAGUUACGAAAGUCCCAGUACCUGAACACCACACAGCGGGGCCAAUGCAGAGCCUUGAUUCGGGCAACUUCGAGGAUGAUUCUAACGGAAAUACCCUCAAACCAGAAAUACCACUCAAGAAGAAGACCAGCAGGUUUAGGAUGAAUGUCUCAACCUUUUUCCGGAGGAACAAGGGUGCAAGCUCGCCGUCAUCCGGCGGUUCUUGAGACUAUUAGAAUGGUAAAUCAGUAGUUAAGAUGAUUCAGCAACGGCACACAACUACAGUUGGCAGAUACUAGAGCAUCGGUACGCGUU